AUGGAAAGCAGGCUACGGCCAUUUGGCAUUCUGUUUGGGCGGUCCCUGAACAAUCUUAUCAAAGGAAUCAGGGCGCGUAAAGAUGCCGACGAGCUGGAGGAGUACAUAAAGGGCGUCAUCGCCGAGUGUCGGGAGGAGGCGCGUUCGCCAGAUCUCGAUCUCAAGGCGAUGGCGGUGUUGAAGCUGGCCUAUCUGGAAAUGUAUGGCUACGAUAUGUCCUGGGCCGGAUUCCACGUGCUUGAGGUCAUGUCAAGUCAAAAGUUCCAGCAAAAGCGGGUGGGGUAUCUUGCAGCUAUGCAAAGCUUCAGAGCCGACCCGGAGCUGCUUAUGCUCACGACCAAUCUGCUGAAAACAGACCUCACUGCGCCUUCACAGGAACGUGCGGGAAUUGCGUUGAGUGGUUUGGCUACAAUUGUGUCUCCGCUGCUGGCCGCGGAGGUAUCAGAGGACAUCACAAGCAUGCUGAACCACUCGAACUCGUAUGUACGAAAAAAGGCAGUGCUGGCAAUUUACAAGGUGCUGCAGCAAUACCCCCAGGCACUUCCGGCUGUGCUGCCUCGUUUGAGAGACAGGCUAGAGGAUUCUGACACGUCUGUGGUGAGUGCUGUCGUCAAUGCGCUGUGUGAGCUCUCUCAUCAAAGUGACGACCCCAGUCCUUUCCUAGAGUUUGCCCCACAGCUAUUUUUCUUAUUGAAGGAAACCCAAAGCAACUGGCUGCAUAUCAAAAUUCUUAAACUGCUUGCGCUAUUCACGCAAUAUGAGCCCCGCCUAGUGUCGAAGGUCCUCCCGCACAUUGUUGACUUGAUCCACAGCACGGAUGCGACUUCUCUGCGUUAUGAAGCGAUAUCUGCGAUUCUGCGGGGCCGAAUGGUUGCCAGCGAUGACUUUGAGCUUGUGAAACUCAUACUGAACCACCUGAGAGAUUUUUUACAAACAACCGACCCGAAUCUCAAGUUCGUUGCUUUGACUGCUCUUUCCCAACUGGUCAAAGUCAAUGCUGGCUUUUUGGCUGCUGAACAUGAAAUUGUGCUGGAGUACAUUGACACGGAAGACGCUACAUUGCGACGCAAGGUGCUAGAUAUGCUCCCUGCGAUCGUAAAUGAAGACAACCUUGUAGAUAUUGUCACGCAACUGCUGGAACAGUUACGUGCGACGGACUCUCCUGCUUGUCCUGAACAUAAGCAGCUACUUGUUUCCAAGAUUGUCGCUUUAUGUUCUACUGACAACUACAGCCUGUUGCCCAACUUUGAAUGGUACACUGAAACGCUGGUUGAUAUUGCCAAACAUGCGUUCAAUUAUGUCCCCGAGGCUGGUGUUAUUGUAGGAAACCAGCUACAGAAUGUGGCGGUUCGAGUCAAGAGUGUACGCGAGUCUGUGGUUUUCGCGUGCCUUGAUCUGUCUUACAAUGCCCCACUUGUUGCCAAGCAGCCUGAGAUUCUUGAAUAUACCUUGUGGGUAAUUGGAGAGUAUAUCUCUGACUAUCUUGAUUCUACGCGUCAGGCGAUUGGUCCUGAUCUGCUUCGAAACCUGCUGUCACUCCCGCCCUGUCUUGCUACAGUCCCUGCUGUUACAAAAGUGUUUUCGCGAUACAUUUCUGUUUUGCCGUUGUGGAUUGAUGAAACACGUCUGCAAGUAAGCGAGUGUAUUUCAGAAAUCAUAUCUGUGUUUUCCAAGUUUGCUACCAGUGCGAGCUUUGAGAUUCAAGAGCGAGCUGUUCAGCUGCUUGAGCUGUUCAAACUUGCUGCCGACGCAGUCGCUGAACAUCCGGCAGAUAGCGAUGCUGCUCCUGCUCUACUUACCAUCGCAUUCCCUUCUUUAUUUAACGGUUUUGAGAUUACACCGGUUGCACCUUCGGCCCAGCGACGAAUUGCCAUUCCACCUGAGCUUGAUCUUGACACGCCCAUCAGUGUAGUCGAGUCCGAAUUCACAGAGUCUGAGUCCGAACCCGAGUCCGAGCUCGGGUCGGCUACUGAGCCCGAACCUGAGCCUGAAGCUCGAGACGCUAGAAUGGACGUGUACUACAUCAAGUCGGCCUCGCACGAGUCGAAAGAGGCUUCUGUCACGUCCGAGCUGUCAGAUUCCAAGCCGGUUCACAGCAAAGAACGGCGCAAGAUUGAAAAGGUCAAGGUGGAGAUCGCUCAGGACGAGACAAUUGAGGGCGAAGACGACGAGCCGGUUGCCAAGCCGGCGAAAAAGUCGUUGUUCCAUAGCGAGCACAUUUCGGUCGGCGACACGCGUCCGGGUAAUGUGGUUGUAAAGCACAAGAAAGUGAAAAAGAAAAAGAAAAAGCCGGCCAGUUCGUAG
Wickerhamiella sorbophila is the source of this 2304-nucleotide messenger RNA. Its product is annotated as AP-3 complex subunit delta. Gene Ontology annotation, biological process: Golgi to vacuole transport; protein targeting to vacuole. Lineage: Eukaryota; Fungi; Ascomycota; Dipodascomycetes; Dipodascales; Trichomonascaceae. Bases 1 to 2304 code for a protein of 767 amino acids. The transcript has a single exon. Gene Ontology annotation, cellular component: AP-3 adaptor complex; endosome membrane; membrane coat. The record is from RefSeq and is a predicted model, not a curated record.